AUGGGAAUUCUGCUCCACUCAGACCCUGUCCUUGCCUCUCAGCAGGGCUGUGACCCCUUUGCCCAGACCCAGCGCAGCAAACUGCAGCACCGCCGGGCCCGCAUCAACCAGCAGAUCAACAAGGAAAUGAGGAUGAGAGCAGGAGCAGAAAACCUCUUCAGGGCCACCAGCAACCACAAGGUGAAGGAAACGGUGGCUCUGGAGCUGAGCUACGUCAACUCCAACCUCCAGCUCCUCAAGGAAGAGCUGGAAGAGCUCAACAGCAGCAUGGAUGUGUAUCAGAAUGACAGUGAAUCCAUCAGCGUUCCCAUGAUCCCUCUGGGACUCAAGGAGACCAAGGAGCUGGAUUUGCUGGUACCACUCAAGGAUUUCAUCAGUGAACACUAUGGAGAGGAGGGUGUCCUGUUUGAAAAGGAAAUCAAGGAAUUCAUGGAGCUGCGACAGGCCAUGCGCACCCCGAGCCGCAACGAGGCCGGACUGGAGCUGCUGAUGGAAUAUUACAACCAGCUCUACUUCCUUGACAGCCGCUUCUUCCCUCCCACCAGAACCUUGGGUGUCUUCUUCCACUGGUAUGACUCCCUGACAGGGGUCCCAUCCCACCAGAGGGCUCUGGCCUUCGAGAAGGGAAGUGUCCUCUUCAACCUGGGAGCGCUGCACACCCAGAUCGGAGCGCGGCAGGACCGCGCCUCCCUGGCCGGCCUCACCCAGGCCAUCGAUGCCUUCCAGAAGGCAGCUGGUGCCUUUAACUACUUGAAGGAAAACUUCUCCAACGCUCCCAGCCUGGACAUGAGCGCGGCCUCCCUGACCAUGCUGGUGAGGCUGAUGGUGGCCCAGGUCCAGGAGUGUGUCUUUGAGAAGAUGACCUUGCUACGUGCCCAGAACGACUUCCUGGCCCGCCUGCAGCUGGCUCAGGAGGCAGCAAGGGUGGAAGAUGUUUAUUCCCUGGUGCACCAGACCAUGAGCCAGCCCCAUGUCAAGGAUUAUGUUCCCUUCUCCUGGACCACCAUGGUCCAAGUCAAGUCAGAGCAUUUCAAAGCCCUCUCCCAUUAUUUCGCUGCCAUCGCCCUCUGCGACUGCCCAGCUCCCUCAGAUGCUGAGCUGCUGGAGCAGGAGAAGGCUUUCCUGCAGUUCCAUGUCACCAUGCCAGAGGGGCCAUCACUUCGUGUCCUGCUGCAGGAUCCCGAGGAGAGGAGGAAGCUGGGCAAAGCUCACCUCAGAAAAGCCAUCAUGAAGCACGAGGAGGCCAUGAGGAUCCACGGCUUGUGCAAGAUCCUGAGGAAGAUGGAUAUCCUGCAGGAGGUCCUGUCCUUCGCCCACAAGCGCUCCCUGAGCAAAUAUUCCGAGAUCGACCACGAGGAGGAUUUCUUUGAGACGGGGGAGGCUCCGGACAUCCAUCCCAAAACGCACCAGAAACCCGAAAUCAAAUCUCCCAACUUCUCCCAGGUGAAGGUGACUGACCUCUUCCACAGGCUGGGCCCCCUUUCCGUGUUCUCAGCCAAGAACAAGUGGUACCCAGCUCGGAGAGUCCACCUGAUGAGAGGAGAGAACGGCUUUGGGUUCACCCUGCGAGGAGACUCCCCCGUCCUCAUUGCCGGGGUCAUCCCAGGGGGCUGUGCUGCUGAAGCUGGGCUGAAGGAGGGUGACUACAUCAUCUCAGUGAAUGGCAAGGACUGCAAGUGGUCCAAGCACGCCGAGGUUGUCCAGCUGCUGAAGAGCACCGGGAAGGAGGGGGUGGACAUUGGAGUCAUCACCCUGCAGGGCUCAGAAUGUCCCAAAGCUGUGGACAGGAAGGCAGCAGCGAUGUCCUCGGGAUCUGGCGUGCUGAAGAGCAACAAGGAGAACAGCAGGAAGAGCCUGAUGAACAGCAAGAGCGCCAGCACGCUGCUGGUGUGGAGCAAGAAGAGCAAGAGGAGCAAGAAGAGCACCUACAGCGGUGUCCCCUUCAGCAGCGUGGGGGACAACGAGGCCAUGUACUGAGCCUGCUCCCUGCAGCUCCAGGAGCGGCUGCCUGGGCUGGGAGGGCUCCCAGAGCCGGGAACGCGCCGCCCGUCGGAUCCGCCCCCAGAGGUGAGCGAGGCGCCUCCCCUCCCGUCCCCUCACUCCGGGGGAAACUCGGCGCUUAGGCUUCACUUUGGGAUUUUAUUUUUUGUUUUGUUUUGUUUUUUUUUGUUACCGAGGGGAGCUGUGCUAAAGCAGGGCCCGGGUUUGUGUGUUCUGCUUGGCCAAAGCCAGCCCCAGCCAUUAAAGCAAAAAGUGUCACCUUCUGUAGCAUCUCCUGGGCUUUCUCUGCAAGGUACGAGAUGGAGCUGCUGGAGGAGCUGAGUCUUUCAGAUUAAUCCUUCCAGACUCCCCUUUUUUGGGAGAGGGGGCAGACAGCACAGGCACUGAUGACUUGUGGUGAUUCCAUCACAGGCAGCAUCUCCCACUUGGGGCUAUCCCAAUAAAAUAGGCUGGUUUGACCAUUUUUAGUAUUUUUGGGGUGGUGUUUUUGGGGAGUGAACCCCCAUCUUGGCUCAGAAAAUCCAGCCCAGCUGCCCAGCCGGAUUCUUUGGAAGAAAAGGGAAGGACUUAACGUGCAGUUGUUGUCUGGCUUUUUUAAUCAGGAGACGUGGAUUGCCCUAAAUAUUCUGUGAGGAGAUUAAUAGCUAAGAGCCUUGGGGGGGUUUAUUUUUCCUGGGAGGAGAUUAAAAUUCCAGGAAGAUAUCUCCUCCAGAUUAUUAAACUCUUAAAUUUGUGCUACUGUUGGAUCUCGCACGUGUUGCUAAUUCCCUAACUCUGCUGUCAGCAUUCCUGGGCUGGCCUGAUGCAUCCAGGCAUCUUGGUAAUUGUCCUGGAAAUGCUGGGAGACUCCAGAUCCACAAAAGAAAUUGGGAAAAUUUCCCCCAUCCUGUUUUUGCCUGGUGCAUUAUUUUUUCUGAAGGCUGAGGAGCUCUGUGUUCUUCAGUGCUUGGAUGAUCUUGGGAGGUAGAAAAUUCCCUUGGGAGAGAUGGGGUUGUAUUUUUGUACUUUUUAAGGUAUUUUUAGGGGUGGUUUGGAGGAGCAAUGGGAUCUUGCAGCCACAGUGUCCCCUGUGACUUCUCUAGUGGCUCCUUGAUUUUUUUCCAAGCUUUUAACCCUGAUUUUAUUUAAGAAAAACUUCCAGGUUAGACAGGGUUGGAGCAACCUGGGACACAUGGGCUGUCCCAUGGCAGGGGGUGGAACAGAGGGACUUUUUAAGCCCAUCCUGGGAUUUCAUGAGCUCAAGGAGGGGUUUUUAGCUCUGCUGUUGGCCAGGAGUCCUCUCCAUUGCCUGAGGCAUCACCACAGCAGAUUCAGGAUCUGCCUUCCAGCCCGGAGCCAUCUGUAGCAGCCAGGCUUCCCACGUCACCUUCCUGGCUGCUUGGGUGGGAGAGGGAAGGAAAGGAGGGGGUGGGGUCACAGAAAAGGCCACCUUGCCCUUAAAACAUCCUCAAAAUGUGGGAUGCCACCACAGACAUCUCCAAGCUGGAGAAGAUUUAAUUAGGAGAAAUGUUCUGCCCACAUCACCCAACCCCAGCGUCGUGUUUUGUGGGAUUGGGAUGAUUUCCCUAACUCCAGGGUUUUAUGGUGGGCUUGUUUUGGUUUGUCUGUUUGUUUUUUUGUUUUUUUUUUAAUUUGUACAUGGAUUCUCACCUUUUAUGGAUU
This is a messenger RNA of Ficedula albicollis (Collared flycatcher), 3663 nucleotides long. It is a transcript of the gene RHPN1, whose product is annotated as rhophilin, Rho GTPase binding protein 1. Gene Ontology annotation, molecular function: protein binding. Gene Ontology annotation, biological process: negative regulation of stress fiber assembly; signal transduction. The record is from RefSeq and is a predicted model, not a curated record. Lineage: Eukaryota; Metazoa; Chordata; Aves; Passeriformes; Muscicapidae. The transcript is spliced from 15 exons. The coding region runs from base 1 to 1977 and encodes 658 amino acids.